GCCGUCCGGAGGCGCGCCCCGCUCGUGGCCAGCGCGGACGCGCGGGCGGCCCAGUUCCAGACCCUGCUGGGCGAGCGCGCCCUCGGCGGCCUCUCGGGCCCGCUGCAGGGGCCCGCGCGCAGCGCGGCCGCGCGCGUCGCCGAGCUACUGGCGCCCUGCGCGCCCGGCAGCGAGGCCCCGGACCUGAGCGCCGCGGUGCAGGCGCUGGCGCCGCAGCCGGCGCGCCAGCCGGCCGCGCAGGUGGACGCGCGCACCGAUCCGGCCCUGGACGGCACAGACCUCCUGGCGCGCCUCUACUGCCGGGCCCUGGCGCCCGCGCUCAUGCCCGGCACCGAGGGCCCCUCGGAGCGCGCCAAGGACGUGCUGUCGCCCGCGAGCGUCAGCGCUGCUGCUCUGCGGCGCGCCCUCCUCGCCGCGCUGGCGCGGCUGCGCCGGGGCGUCCAGGCGGAGCUGCUCCGAGCGCGGCGCCCCUGCGAGGAGGCGGCGGAGGGGCUGCAGGGGCUGAGGCCUCAGAUGAGGUGCGGCGCCUGCGCUGGCGAGCUGCCCUGCCGCGCGUGCGCGCCGCCCGCCCGGGCGGCCUGCCGCUGCUGCCUGGCGGAGCGGCCGCGGCCGUGCACCGCGGCGUGCGCGGCGCCGCCCGCCUGCGCCAAGACGGGCCGCCCUGGGGAGCUGGAGGCGGCCUCGGCCAAGCGGCUGCUGCGCGUGCGCUGGCCGCUCGGGGGCGCCAGCUGCCCCCUGUGCGGCUCGGCCGCGCGCGCGGCGGCGGAGUGCGAGCAGUGCGGGGAGGGGCAGAAGCUGGAAGCCGCGUGGCUGCCCGCGCCGCAGGGCGCCCGGCGGCGCGCGGCCGCGCGCGUGAAGAUGAGGCCCGGCGCCGCGGCGUGGUGGGGGGCCCCGCGGCCUGGGCUGCUGCGGCUCGCGCGCCACCGCGGCUGGUUGUGCCGCGGCGGCGCCGCCCCGGCGCUGCUGGUCCCAGCGCUGGGCAGGCUGGGCGCCGCCGAGCUGGCGCGCGAGCUGCCCCUGCUCAUGCUGCGCAAGCUCCGCGGCCCGGGCGCGGGCGCGCGCGCGGACGCGCCGCGCGAGGAGCGCGGCGUCCGGCGGCGCGAGCCGCCCCUCCACGACGCCACCUGCGUGGGCGCGGGGCUCCGGCCCUCCCAGGUCAGGCGCGAGGGCCGGCUGCGCCGCCGCAGCGCGCGGACGAAGCGCGGCCGCGCCGACCACUACGACGCCAGCGACAAGACCCAGGGCCAAAAAGAGGCGGCGCCCGCCUCGCUGCGCUUCCCCCCCUCCGCGCUUCAGGACGAGGAGGGCGAGCGCGCGUCUGCGGAGGCCGUGCAGGCGGCGGCGGCCGCGAUGAUCGAGGAGCGCGAGGCAGGCGCGGCGGCGCCCCAGCACUGCCGCCUGCUGGUGGAGCACUGCGGGCUGCCGGGGCGCUCGCGCCGCCUGGAGGAGGCGGCGCUGCUGAACCGCCGGCUGCGGCGCGAGCUGGACGUGCGCAUGGUGGAAUUCCGCGUCGGCGAGCUGGCGGGGCUCUCCGGCGCCGGGCGCGCCCGGGACCAGCGCCUGCGGGGCGACGAGCCGCCCCUCACCUACUCGCUGCCCCUCGGCGAGCUGCAGAUGCACUGCCCUCGGGCCCUGGCCCUGCCGCCCCCGCCGGGGCACCCCGCGCGGCAAGGCCCUCAGACGAGGGCCAUGCCCGCCUGCUGCACGGAGAGGCCCGCGAGUCUCAGGGCCGCGGAGGGCCGCGGCCCGGUCGCUGCGCCCUGCGCCUGGUCGCCCACGGUGAGCGACGGCCGCCUCGGGGCGGGCGGCCACGGCGCGCGCGCGCAGGGCGCGCUCUUCUCUGUGGCGUACCUCGACCACUUCGACGGCAGCACCUACGAGGACGCGGGCAGCACCACGGAGCAGUUCGCGCAGGAGCAGGGCCGCUGCUUCGCCCUGGCCACGCCGCUGCAGGUGCGCGGGCAGGACAAGCGAGCGCAACGCGUCGCCCCGCUGGCGGAGCUGCGCCGCAGGGCGCCGCUCCGCCAGCAGGCCGCCGACCGCCGCUACGACCACCUGGGCAGCUCCGGGCGCGCCCGCGGCUUCGUGCUGAAGGGCGCCGCGCUCGCGGCGCUGCAGGACGGAGAGCACGUCAGGGCGCCCUUCGACGCGUGGGUCGAGGACUGGAGCGAGUCGCGGCGCGGCGUGGACGUCGUGGUGCUCGUGGCGCAGCACGCCUGGCAGUCGGGCGUCAAGGUCGCGUGGCAGCUCCAGAAGAGCGUGCUCACCAGCGUGUCCAACGGGCUCUGGGCGGCCGGCGCGGCCCUGCUACGUGAUCGCCUUGACAAGCGCAG
This is a messenger RNA of Prorocentrum cordatum, 2333 nucleotides long. The record is from the annotation of a GenBank genome assembly. Lineage: Eukaryota; Dinophyceae; Prorocentrales; Prorocentraceae.